This is a messenger RNA of Puntigrus tetrazona (Sumatra barb), 2275 nucleotides long. RefSeq names its product forkhead box G1d (gene foxg1d). Gene Ontology annotation, cellular component: nucleus. Gene Ontology annotation, biological process: regulation of transcription by RNA polymerase II. The record is from RefSeq and is a predicted model, not a curated record. The coding region runs from base 101 to 1009 and encodes 302 amino acids. The transcript has a single exon. Lineage: Eukaryota; Metazoa; Chordata; Actinopteri; Cypriniformes; Cyprinidae. Gene Ontology annotation, molecular function: sequence-specific double-stranded DNA binding; DNA-binding transcription factor activity.
AACCCCUUAAUUAGUCAAUUUCUCCUCGUCUCCUCGCGUAGGAUGUCCUGACAGCGCCUGGCCUUUAUUUCUCAAACCAAAAAAAGUUUGAUACAGCGACAUGGAUGGGAAAGAAGCAACGGCGCUCCAAAAGCUGAGCUCCUUCAGUAUCAAGAGUCUGCUGCUUCCGUCCAGACACGACAGACACGACAGACACGACACGGCGCGACCGGAGGAGCCCGAGCCGCCGCCGCCGGAAGCCCGAGGACCCGCGGAGCCCGCGGAGAAAGUCAAAGACGCCGAAGAAGAAGAAGAAGAAGAAGAGGAAGAGGAGCCGAGCAAAGCGGCGAAGCUCGACAAGCCGCCGUUCAGCUACAACGCGCUCAUCAUGAUGGCCAUACGACAGAGCCCCGAGAAGAGACUGACGCUGAACGGGAUCUACGAGUUCAUCAUGAAGAACUUCCCGUUCUACCGGGAGCACAAGCAGGGCUGGCAGAACUCCAUCCGACACAACCUCAGCCUCAACAAAUGUUUCGUGAAAGUGCCGAGACAUUACGACGACCCCGGGAAAGGAAACUACUGGAUGCUGGACCCUUCGAGCGACGACGUGUUUAUCGGCGGGACGACCGGGAAGCUCCGGAGACGCUCGGCCACGUCCCGGGGCAAGCUGGCCAUCAAACGAGGACUGCGCUUUUCCCCGCUGGGUUUGGGAAUAAACGAGACGCCCAAUAAUCCUCUGUACUGGCAGAUAUCGCCGUUGCUGUCGUUACACCCGCCGCACUACAGCGGCGCGCCGCACGGCUUUCUGAGUCAGGGACACGGGUACGGUUCUUUCUCCGAGCCGCGUCCGGUUCUGGGGCUCACGAACUCUUACGGGAUGGGCUCGCUGUCGGUCCCGUCCGGUUACCUGCCCCCGCCGGCCCUGCAGAGCGACUCCCUGAGGAGCACGCUGUCGUUCCCGCCCGCCGUUUCCGGUGGCUUACCUGGAGUUUUGUCACACCACGACAGAGUCUCUCCAGACUCGUUUUAAACCGACGGGGAAUGAUUUCUAAUACUUCCGUUCAGUUUCGAGCAGGUCGUGUGCUGACGAGCGGAACCGGAGCUCGUGACACGCCGUUAACGUGCUCGGAAAGCGCGGGAGUCACGUAACGCGAUUAAACUCCACACUAUUUAUAUGAUGUCCGAAGUUAAUUUAUGUCAUAUUUCUGAACUGUGUUUGAUGUCGUGUAUCUGUCCGGUCAUCAUUUAACCGGUAAGUGACCGAAGCGGAGAUCUUCAGGGGGUUAUUUAUUUUCUUUCCUCAGGUCCCGCUCCUCGAAGCGCGCGCCGCGUCUUUCCCUUCUGUUUGAACUCAAUAAAGACUCCUGAGAGACCGGACCAGGACGCGUUUAGGUUUAGCUGCACUCAAAUGAUUUUAAAAAGACGAACGAAUUAACGUCGAGUUUAAAAACACGCGUCGGACCCGUAAACGAACACAUUAGAAUUAAACUCUAUCCUGGACUCCACGAGCUGAGAGCGCGCGCCUGACUCACAUAAACACACUUUCACACCAACAUCCGGUGAAGAGGUGCAUCGGUGAAAGACCAGGGGGUCGCUUUAUCACUUUACAGCUGUGCACUUGAAAAAAAAGAGAGUUUCUUUGAGAAGAACUGGGAAAAAGCGCUCUUGUGUUUACAGCGUCGGGACUGCUAAUAAUAAAGUGUUUUGUCAAAAUGUAGAAAAAAAGGGAUUUCUUUUAUAGUCUCUUUUUAUGUAAACUUACAAUGCGAACAAAUUUAAUUAAAAAUGUCUUCAAGUAGUUUUGAAGAGAUGAUUGUGAAUAAGAGCGAGGUGUGAGAUCUGCCUCUAAGCCUCCUCACAUCAACACGAGUAAUAAUACUAGAACUAGAACAAAACUAAAACUAGAUCAUCUGGGGAAGAACAUUCAUCUGUUUAUAAGAGAGAGACGGGAAGAAGUGAACGUGCUCGAAAAAUAUAAACAUAUUUAAACAAAAAAAAAAAACCCAGGUCGGAAGGGUUUGGGUGUAAAAACAUUUCAAGCCGCCUAGACCUUUUUAUUGAGUUAAAGUAUGGGAUAAUAUAAUAAAAACGAACUGUUAGGCUAUAUAUUGUUCUGUUUAUUGUUAUUGUUUGAUUGAUAUUUAUUCAUUUAUUGUUUGUUUUCUAUAGGCUAGAUAUAUCUGUUUUAGAAGAGCAGCUUGAAGAAGGGACUGAGGAAUAAAAGCAGAAAAUAGAGCUUUAUAAACAUCAACAUUUCAUUGAAAUAAUUAUAUUUAUAAAUUAAAUCAUUAUUGAA